UUCGGUUUGGAGGGUGAAUAACGCAACCCCUGUUCCGUCCGUUCCUUGUUCUUCUGUUAUCGUAGCUAGCAGAAAGAAAUGUGUCAGCUGCUGCGUCUGCAGCUCGAAUACCACUUUCUUUUUCAAUUUUCUGACUUUACGCAGUGAUUUAUUUUGAUGGCAAGCUGCUGAGGCAACGCUUCAUUGGCCCUUCCAGUUUUGUUGUCCUCGGAAUCGAAGCAAAAACCUAAUUUUUCUAUGGGAGUGAUUGAUGAUGAACUACAAGAUGUGUCCAAGCUUUGUGAACGUACCAUCCCUGGGUGUCGUCUUAUCUCCUGCGUCGAGUCACUUGUUCGUGUCGAAAUAAGUCGCACAAAUACCAAAAAAAUUGUAGUAUGCAUUCAGUUUCCUCCCAAGUACCCACAAGAAAUUUUGCUUAUUGAAUUAAAAAGCAGAACUCUAUCAGAGCACCUACUUGAAAAACUAACAAGUGUAUGUGAGCAAGAUCUAAAGAAACGCGUAGGAAAACUUCAGAUCCUUCAUCUCUUAAAAUUUAUCCGGUCUUUCAUUGAUGAAAAUCCUCUCUCCUGCUGUUAUGAUGAGAUUUCAACCAUUAAGCAAAAAGUGCUGGAUCCUAAAGUGGAAGGUGAUGAACUUCGUUUGAAACAAAAAUCCUCAUCCCUUAUUCUUAAAGUAUGUCAGGGAAAUUAUUUCUUGAAAACUAAUGUGAUCGUCCCUGAAGAUUAUCCUGAGAAGGCAGUUAUCCUGCAAGAUGUUGAUACAAACUUUCCUCCAAUGUUCCAACGCUUUUGUAUUGGACAGGCAAAAGAGAUUGCAAGGAAGUGUGUUGAACCACCCCUAAAUAAAAAGAAAAUAAAUGAACCAUUUUUGCCAAAGCCUUCCGUACUUCCGGUUUUGUCGUUCCUUGGAAACCUUGUGAAGGAAAUGCCUAAAGAAAACUGCCAGCUGUGCAAAAAUAUGUGUCUGCCAUUGAAUCCUCAGGAAGCAGAAACUGAUGAAAAUUGUGAUAUGCAUGUUGAGAGAGUGUAUUGUGGUCACUUAUUUCACCAACACUGUCUUCUUACCUACAUGAAGACUCCGCCUUUUCAAGGUGGGAAGCAAUGUCCAGCGUGUGGGAAGAGAAUUUACCAUGACAAAUGGCGUCUUAGUGAAAAACUAGCUGAAGAUAGAUGGGCCCACCAGCAAGCUCGCGAAAGAGAAUUGGAGGAAGUUGUGGACUUCUUUAAUGAACUGUGACAACUCUGUUUACUCUGUAAAUAACCAUCUGUCCGCUUUUGUUCCCUGUGGGAAUGUUCCAUCAUUAUUGCCUCUAUUCAUGGGAGGGGGACAUGGAGUGCUUCAUGACAAAGAACAAUUAAGUCUGUAAAUUUGUAAACUGAUUUAUUAUUAGAGUAGAACUCUUGUAUGGUGAACUGUGCUAAGUUCUCAUCGACCAAAGUCUGUCAAAUGCAUAUAACAAUUGGAAAAUUGUUGCAGAGCAAUUUUUAAAAUGA
Thrips palmi is the source of this 1493-nucleotide messenger RNA. RefSeq lists its product as uncharacterized. Gene Ontology annotation, biological process: anaphase-promoting complex-dependent catabolic process. The transcript has 7 exons. The record is from RefSeq and is a predicted model, not a curated record. The coding region runs from base 238 to 1236 and encodes 332 amino acids. Lineage: Eukaryota; Metazoa; Arthropoda; Insecta; Thysanoptera; Thripidae. Gene Ontology annotation, cellular component: anaphase-promoting complex. Gene Ontology annotation, molecular function: zinc ion binding; cullin family protein binding; ubiquitin protein ligase activity.